AGUCAUUAAGGUCCGUAAGACUCAGUAGUAUCUGAUUCUGAGGUUUUGUUUUGUGGGUCUUAUAAUAAUAUUCGACGAAUUUCGCCAAACCCAAAAGCAAGACAACUUUUGGAGAGGAGACCCUUCUUCUCCUUCUUUGUCUUCUCAACCGGAUCGGUUUCGUUCUCUCUUAUCGGAAGUUUUGCUCUGCUUUUGCGGUAGCCAUGGGGAGAGGAAAGUACAAGAGCAAGCCCACGGGUCACCGCCAGUUCUCAACUCCCGAAGAGAUGCUUGCUGGAACUUCUACUCGCCCUCGCACUUUUAAAAAGCAAGAAGUUGAAUAUGAGGAAGAACAAGAAUCUGCAGAAGAAUCUGGAGAAGAAUCAGAUGGAAACAAUGAGAAGCGUAAAGGUACUCAAGGAAUUAUUGAGAUUGAAAAUCCUAAUUUGGCAAAGCCGAAGACCUUGAAAGCUAGAGAUAUCGAUCCUACCAAAACAACUGAACUUUCAAGGCGUGAAAGAGAAGAAUUGGAAAAACAGAGAGCUCAUGAGCGAUAUAUGCGACUUCAGGAACAAGGGAAAACAGAACAAGCAAGGAAAGACUUAGAGCGUUUAUCCCUUAUCCGACAACAAAGGGCAGAAGCUGCUAAAAAGCGAGAAGAAGAAAAAGCCGCCAAAGAACAGAAGAAGACCGAAGCUCGCAAAUGAUCUUGUUGGAAAAUCGGUUCUGCUGCCGCUGCUACAUUGGGAUGAAACAUAAAUGUUACUUGCAGAUUUGCUUGCUAGUUAUCAUAUAUUUCUAAAUCAUCAGUUCGUACUUCUUGCUUGACAGUUUAAUUUUUUUUUUAGUUUGUAACUUUAUAUCUCGAAGUAGGUUUAUUUUGCUUUAUUUUCUCACCCAAGUUAUACUUUAUCAUAUUUGAGACAAUAUAUUGUAGUAUUAAAAACAAAAUUCCCAUGUUGGUUGGUGCUGUCAUUUUAUUGCAGUAUUUCUUUUGUUAUA
Humulus lupulus (European hop) is the source of this 981-nucleotide messenger RNA. RefSeq lists its product as uncharacterized. Bases 204 to 686 code for a protein of 160 amino acids. The transcript is spliced from 8 exons. Lineage: Eukaryota; Viridiplantae; Streptophyta; Magnoliopsida; Rosales; Cannabaceae. Gene Ontology annotation, molecular function: RNA binding. The record is from RefSeq and is a predicted model, not a curated record. Gene Ontology annotation, cellular component: cytosol.